This is a messenger RNA of Arabis nemorensis, 1041 nucleotides long. Lineage: Eukaryota; Viridiplantae; Streptophyta; Magnoliopsida; Brassicales; Brassicaceae. The record is from the annotation of a GenBank genome assembly.
AUGGCUGCACCGGAGGAUGCUGGGGCUGAAACAUGUGUGGUUUGGAACAUCAGUAGGUAUCCGGUUCCCCGUGGCUUUGAUGGUAGUCUGGUCCUUCCGUUUAUCAAACGGUAUUUGGACAAGUAUGGCUACUUUGGUUCUCUCAGCAUCACUGCCGUUGGCGUACUAACUGACGUCCCUGAUAGUGUCCUUAGAGGAGUCUAUAACAGUGGGAUUGAUCUUAUUCAUGUCGCCCCAGGUCACCCGCUAGAAAUGGUUACUCACAUCUAUCCAUUCACCGAGCUGAACCGGCCUCCAGCUAAUUUGAUUGCUGGAAUUGCUUACUGGGAUUGCUUAGUAUGCGGCCGUGAUCCUCCUGCCAAAGGCUAUGAGAAUUUCACCUCGCAUCUCUCUAGUGAAGAACAUCAAGAGCUGACGUUGGAGAGGAGUUUGCCUAGGGUGGUGCUUCCUGCUGNUGAUUCUCGUGCACGUCCUUUCAGGCGACCCNUGCAACCAAGUGGGCCUCCUAAGAUAGACCAUGAGGCUGUAACAUCUGUGUUUUGGGACAUCAACAAGUGUCCGGUUCUCCCUGGCCAUGAUGCUCGUCUGGUUAUUAAACGGUUUUUGGAGACUUCAGGCUACUCUGGUCCUCUCACCAUCACUGCUGUUGGCAUACUAACUGACAUCCCUAAUGACAUCCUGAGAGGAGUCUAUUCCAGUGGAAUCGCUCUUAGUAACGUCGACAGUGGUGCCAGUGACAUUCCUGAUCUUAUCCAUGAGUUUACUGUUAGUGAACCACCUCCAGCUAAUAUAAUGGUCAUAUCCGAUCCGGGCUCUUAUCUUUCUCGCUUCAAACCAUCGGGAUACAACUGUAUCUUUCAACCUUCUCUUGAAAGCUUACUUGUGGCGGAUUUAGGAGUACUUGAGGAUGAUAAGUGCGGUGAGAUGCGUGAUUGUAUCUGCUGGGUUUGCUCAGAGAGCUCUAGUCUUGCUUUCCAAAGCUUCGAAGAUUUCACCACGCAUCUCGCUAGUAGGCGACAUCAACGGAAGGUAAUCAAGUGA